Molecule: messenger RNA, 530 nt
Organism: Carya illinoinensis
Lineage: Eukaryota; Viridiplantae; Streptophyta; Magnoliopsida; Fagales; Juglandaceae
Product: classical arabinogalactan protein 9-like
Exons: 2
Coding region: 26-394 (122 amino acids)
Source: RefSeq, a predicted model, not a curated record
UAAAUGCUGAUCCUUAUAUAUAUAAAUGAUGAUGAGCCCAGUAAAUCUCAAUCUCAACAAUCUAUACCAUUGUUUUGUUAUUCUUCAAGAAAUUGGAAGUAAGAGCGGCGGAUCAGAGACAAUGAUUGCGAAGGUAUUCUUUGUGGCCGUGAUAUUCUCAGUGCUCCUCAUGAGCGCUACCGAUGCAGCUCGAAUAAGGGCCGACCGUUUAGUUCCAGGUGGACCCAAUCCUAUGGAGCCACCACCAACACCGGUGAGGAUCGACCGUUUAGUUCCCGGUGGACCCAAUCCUAUGGAGCCACCACCAACACCAGUGAGGAUCGACCGUUUAGUUCCAGGUGGACCCAACCCUAUGGAACCACCACCGACACCAACAGCAACAACAAAGAACUGAAGUUUAAUAUUGAUAUAGAAUAAAUCAUACGUACUGUGGAUUUAUUUCCCACGUAUGUCAUCGUUUUGAUUGAAAGCAUGUCAAUGUGACAGAUUUAUUAUUAUAUAUUCCUGCAUGGUGCAUGCAGUACUUCGUA